AUGACUUUACCUUAUUUAACAGAUGAUUGUAUUUUUUACAUUUUACAACAUCUUAAAAAUAAUCAUUCAACUUUAUUUAAUUGUUUAUUAGUUAAUCGAUUUUGGUGUAAAUCAACGAUUCCUUUACUUUAUGCAAAUCCUUUUAUAAAUAUAACUGAAGAAAAGUACUCGAUAAUCACGACCUUAAUUUUAUGUUUUAAUAAAGAAGAAAUUUUACAAUUGAAAAAUAAACUAGAACUAAACCAAAUUAAUAAUAUUAAUUUGGAUGAAGAAUGCAAACCAUUAUUUGAAUAUCCGAAAUAUUUGGAAAACUAUGAUUAUGUUACAAUAGAUAACGUAAUUGAUAGUUGUCUUGUAAGAUGUUGUUCAGGUUUAUUGAUUCCUUAUAAUAAAGUAUAUGAUAUUAUUCCAAUAUUUCAUCAAUCAAUUUUACGUCAAAGUAAAAACAUCAAACAAUUAGAUAUUUCGACAUAUUUAUUUUAUGGAGAAGCGUUUAAAAAUUUCAAUGUUAAAAAUUUCACAUCAAAUUUAACAAAAUUAAAUUCGUUAUCAUUAAAUUUAAAUGGCACAACUAGUAAUAAUAAAAUUGAACAAGAAUUUUUAAGUAAUAUGGCGAAUAAUUUGCGAGAAUUAAUAAUUAAUCUUUAUAAAAAUUUUGUCGAUAUUACUACUUUUGAAAAGAUUUGUACAAUUAUUCAAGAGCAAAACAAACUUAAAAAAUUUAAGAUAUUGGAUUGUCAUUCUUUAUUAAAUAAUAUUCUUUUGUCUUUAGAAUUUCAAAAGAAUUCUUUAGUUAAUAUUGAAUUCACAAAUUCUAACUUUAGUAAUGCUAGUUUAAAAAGUUUUAAUAAUUUAUAUAAUUUGAAGUAUUUAAGAUUUGAUAAUUGUGAAGGUAUAUCAUUAGAUCAAUGUGAGAUUUUAAAAUUUGCUCAAUUUAAGCUCAAGGAAUUAUCAUUUGUACGCAUUAGUUGGGAUGCUAAUGUCACAUCAUUAAUGAUCAAAUAUUUAGGUGCAUCAUUACAAAGAUUAUUAAUUAGAAAUCCGACAAUUCUUUCUAUUGAAAAUAUAUCAAUGUAUUGUUCAAAUCUUAUUUUUUUAGAAAUAAGAACUUAUUUAAGUUUUAAUCGUUUAGUGUUACCAUUUUUUAGAAAUUUAAGAACAAGAAUAUUAAAUUUUUAUAUUUUUACAUAUGAUGCUGAAUUUUUUAUAAAUUUAUCAAAUAAUAUACCUAUUAAUAUUAGUAAAAUUUCUAUUUAUUAUUACUAUAAUCGUGAUAAGAAUUUCCAAUUCAAGGAAUUUUUAAAAAAUUGUCAUAAUAAGUUUGAAAUAAUUAGUUUGAAUAACGUUAUUAAGUUAGACUUUCUUAAAGUUGUUUUAAAUUAUAUUGAAAGAAGUAACAAUAGUUUAAAAAUUCUUGGUUUGAUUAAUUUGAAUAGACAAUGGGAUGAUGAGGAAUCAAUGUUAUUGAAUAGUAUUAAAGCUAAAGGGGUUAAAAUAACGGAAUUUGAUAAUAUACAUGGUGUUUAUGAAGGCAUAUAAUAUUAGUAUUAUUGUAGAGUUUAUAGGUUAAUAUUUAACUUUAG
Molecule: messenger RNA, 1583 nt
Organism: Rhizophagus irregularis DAOM 181602=DAOM 197198
Lineage: Eukaryota; Fungi; Glomeromycota; Glomeromycetes; Glomerales; Glomeraceae
Source: RefSeq, a predicted model, not a curated record